AUGAAAAUUUUAGGAUUAGCCCUCCUUUUAACAAUUGCCCUUUCUUAAAGCAGAUUAUCGGUUGACGUGUAUACAGAGUCAUUAUGUCCUGAUUGCAUGGAGUUUCUCCUCAAUUCCUUGACUGAGGCUGUGGAUACUCCAGAUAUUGAUCAAAUGGUAAACAUUAGAGUAAUACCAUAUGGAAACGUAAAAAGAGUAUUUAAUAAAACUACUGGAAAAUGGCAAUUCACUUGUCAACACGGAUCUGUCGAAUGCUAUGGAAAUUAUGUUUAAUUGUGUGGCUAAAGCUUAUUAGCAUCCAAAUACCCUACCGACAACGAAAUCUUAUAAGUUUAAUGGGCCAUCUGUAUUGAUAGAAGAAUAUUCAAACCAUACACAAACACUCGUUUUGACGAAGCGGCAAAUCUCUGUGCAGCCGAUUUUGGUAUCUCAGGAUCUGCUGUCAAAGAAUGUGCUAAUGGUGACUAAGGAUACAAGUUACAUCUAGCAGCAGCCGAAGAAACUGAUGCUCUUUCACCAGCACAUCAAUAUGUGCCUUGGAUUACAACAAACAAGAAACAUAGCGUGACCGAUGAAAAUCUUAUUUUAGAAGAUUUAGUUUAAUGGGCUUGCGAUAACUACAAAGGAUAAAAAAUUGAUGCUUGUUCUACCAGAAGUGAAUGAUUAUUAUAAAUAACAAAUUAGUUUAAUAGUCAUUUUAA
Messenger RNA from Paramecium tetraurelia, 701 nucleotides. RefSeq lists its product as uncharacterized. The record is from RefSeq and is a predicted model, not a curated record. The transcript is spliced from 2 exons. Lineage: Eukaryota; Ciliophora; Oligohymenophorea; Peniculida; Parameciidae. Gene Ontology annotation, molecular function: oxidoreductase activity, acting on a sulfur group of donors, disulfide as acceptor.